GCAGUUUCGGGUUUGGAUCCACUAACUAACCACCAACUCCAUAACACUCUAUGCUUAGCUGGCAUAAUUUCCCACCUAAUAAACCAACACCCCGCUAACCGCCGUCGCCGCCUCCGUCCACCACCAGCCAUUUUAACACCCUCUAACGAAAAACACCACUUCCAGCAAAUCCUAACCCUAAAACUCCUCCACAAUGUCCACACCUUCCCCAUCUCCUUCACCACCACCACCACCACACUCACCACCGACAAACCCCACGCCACUCUCUUCCAAGAAAACCCAGCCUCUCCCCUGGACCCACCAAGAAACCAUCCAUCUAAUCCAAGCCUACCAAGAAAAGUGGUACUCCUUAAAACGCGGUCAGCUCAAGGCUAGCCAGUGGGAAGAAGUAGCCGUAACUGUGGCUGCCCGCUGCGGCUAUGACUACAACCACCCUUCGAAAUCCGCUGUCCAAUGCCGCCACAAGAUGGAGAAGCUCCGCAGAAGGUACCGAGAUGAGAAACGAGUCAUGGCUCUUGGUGGCACUUGUUAUUGGCAGUACUUUGAUCUCAUGGACUCCUUGGAACGCGGGCCUUUGCCCCUUUCGGCGCAGCCGCUAGCUCGAGUACCCUGCCAGGAAAAUUAUCAUACUAGGAACAGAAACAAUGGCGUUCUUGGCGAAUAUGAUGAUGAUAAAGGUGAAGAUGAGGAUGAUGAUGAUGAAGAUUAUGGGUAUAGAAGCAAGUUGAGGAGCAGAAGCAUUAACUAUAUACUCCGAAAGCCUAGUAUUGUUAAUAGGUAUGCGGGUGGUGGUCCUUCGGGGGUUUCGCGGGAGGCGGAAAAGAAGAGGAAGAGAGAGGAAGUUGAGGAGGAGGAGGAGGAGGGAGAAGAAGGGGUGGAAAUGGGGUUGGCGGGGCAAAUAAAGGCGUUUUCGGAGAGGAUGGUGAAGUUGGAGAGGAAGAAGUUGGAGGUGAUGAAAGAAACAGAGAGGUCGAGAAUGGAGAUGGAGAAUAAGAAGCUGGAGAUGAUUUUAGAUUCUCAUAGUAAGAUUGUUCAUAUGAUUGGUGAAGCUUUUGGCUUGUGAUUUCGGAUUAGCUUUGAAGGUUCGAUAUUGUUCUGAAUUUUAAUAUUUUCUGCUAUUAGCUUUUUUUCCUGCUAAAUCUCUUUAGUAAUUUAUUGAGUUCCUAUAGUAAUUUAGAUUAUGUUUGCAGCAUUCUGUACAUUCAAAAUUAGAUCCGCCGGCUGUGAAUUUUGACAAUGUGAUUUGAUUGGAAUGCAAGGGAGUAGUAGAUGUUUAGUUA
Molecule: messenger RNA, 1280 nt
Organism: Populus nigra (black poplar)
Lineage: Eukaryota; Viridiplantae; Streptophyta; Magnoliopsida; Malpighiales; Salicaceae
Product: trihelix transcription factor ENAP1
Exons: 1
Coding region: 194-1063 (289 amino acids)
Cellular component (GO): nucleus
Molecular function (GO): transcription cis-regulatory region binding
Source: RefSeq, a predicted model, not a curated record